AUGACAAAAAAAUUUCGUCAACAAUCAAAUGUUCGAAUGAAUCAAAAUUAUAGAGAAGUUUUAAAACAACAAAUUCAACAGUAUAAACAUUUAUUUACUGCUCCUGUUCUUUUAAUUCUUCUUGGAUUACGACGUUUAAUCAUUUUGUUUGCAUCAAAAUGUAUGAAAUCAACAAAUGAUGCAUGGCUAUUUCUUAUUGGAUAUUCUAUUUCAUUUAUUCCACCUAUGCUUACAUUUGUUGUAUUUAUAUUACCAUCCAAGUUUUAUAAAGAACAAUUUUGUAAAACUAUCAUCAAUUAUCGAACUGCCAUAGAACGACGUUUGAAUUAUAGGAUUUAA
Rotaria sp. Silwood2 is the source of this 339-nucleotide messenger RNA. The record is from the annotation of a GenBank genome assembly. Lineage: Eukaryota; Metazoa; Rotifera; Eurotatoria; Philodinida; Philodinidae.